AUGGCUGCCAGAGAACCCUUCAACGUGACAGAAAGAGCCACCCAAACACGAGCAGUUACGCCACACUCACCAUGGCAUUCACCCGUACCAUAUUUGUUUGGUGGGUUAGCAGCCAUGCUUGGUUUGAUUGCUUUUGCGCUCUUAAUUCUUGCAUGCUCUUACUGGAAACUAUCUGGGUACCUUGACAAUGGCAAUGAAGGAGGUGAAAGAGACCUUGAAGCUGGAGAAGGAGAGAAUAAGAGUGGUGAUGGUUGUGAGAAAAAGCCUGUGGCUUUUGAAGAGAAGAUUUUGGUUAUCAUGGCUGGUGAAGUUAAACCAACUUUCUUGGCCACACCAAUGUCUAGUAGGUCAACUUCAUUUGGUGAUACGAGUAGUGAAAAGAGCUGUUCUUGCAGUAGUGAAAAAAGUGAGAAUGUUAAUGAUGUCGAGAUGGUGAAACAGGGGAAUACUGGUGAUGAUCAUCAAACUCGGAGUGAAAACACAGACAACCAUGAAUCUUCAAGUCAAAACAAUUGA
Messenger RNA from Dovyalis caffra, 516 nucleotides. Lineage: Eukaryota; Viridiplantae; Streptophyta; Magnoliopsida; Malpighiales; Salicaceae. The record is from the annotation of a GenBank genome assembly.